UACCGGACCUAUGUAGUGUACUGCAGCAGCGCGACUAACCGGAGGGCGCUGCUCACUAACACUAGUCAUUUUAAUCCGGAUUAGAAAACGCUCCUGCUAAUAAAAUUGAAGAAAGCGAGAUGAGAAACUUUAGACUUAUUUUUUUACAUCCUGACCCAAACCGGACGUGAAUAAACAGCUCGCGAUGGUCUGAAUAGUCUCUGGGUAUCCUCCUCUAGGAUAGUCGGUGUCUCGUCGAGGGAAACGUGUGCGCGAGCCGAAACCGGACGUUUCUCUCUUAACCCUGACUAAAAGACAAGUGAUGAACUGAGUCCUGCAGCGGUUACAUGAGCCUAACUUGACUCAAACGAGCAGUGAAGAAAGUGUGUGUGUGUGUGUGUGUGUGUGUAAGAGGAUCAUACGUCUGCGCUCGCGUGCACAGGGAUGCUGCAGCAAAGGACCUUAAUUCUCUAAAUGACCUGCUUCAGAGAUACACACAAUAUCCUCUCGCUUCUUCUUCUUCUCACACCUGUGAAGAUGAUUAGAAAAAGAAAUUAGAAGGAAAUAAGAUUUGGGUUAACUACAUGGCUCGAAGUGAUGCUGACAUUCAGCCAGUAUUAACUUUUUCAGCAGUUUGGACUACAGUAGCUCUUCUGUGGGACUGGACCUGACAGGCUAGCGUCUGCUCCCCACCAGCAUCAUCAUCAAUUCUGUCUGAGCUGCUGUUCUGACCAAUCAGAAUUGAGAACUCAACAGUGCCGUGCAGUGCUUUUGCCAUUGGUGGAGAGAAUGACCUUGCCUAGAGACUUUAGUUCCAGCCCUUUGCCCACCAGCCCAACAUCAUCCCAACGCAUACAUGCACACUAAAUGCAAUCAUGGAAGACAGUGAGCUCUGCCUGGACCCUGAUGAAAAGGGUUACACAGUCACCUUCUCCAAAGAGAAAUCCCAAGGUAGAGGGAGCAAUUGGUCAGCACUCCACUCUUCUGCUUUCCACUUUCCACUCUCCUCUUCCACCCCCAGUGCUCUAGAUGAGCUCUCCAACUCAACCCUUGGCAUCACUGCUGCUCCCUCCUCUAUGAGCUGCAUCAUCAAAUCCUCUUCAGCUUCCUCUGAUAAAGAGUCUAAAGAGUCUGCCUUGCUAAGGCCCAAUCCCAUGCUCAGCCUUGUUGAGUCUCUUUCCAUGGAGAUCUCACACAAAGAGUCUGAAUUCUGCCUCUCUAACUCUGACUCCAAACUGCAUCUGCAACCUUGGAAACAAUUGGGCCAGCAACCCACUGUGCAGGAUGCAGAACCCUUGCCCAGGACAGUGCCAUCUUCUCCCACGGAGUCCCGCCCAAACCUAAUGAGCUCCGGCAGCUUGCUGAUGGCUGAACUGGAAGACAAGCGCCGCAAACUGUCCGAGGUCAUGCAGGAACCACUUAGUAAGCUCAGCAAGAUUAUUGGAGAGGACAGUGGCAGCCCUAAGUCACAGAAAGGUGACUCGCCUUCAUCCCAAGGUAGUGCUGCAGGGGGUAUACCUGUUCAGAGUGAGGAUGAAGCUGGAGGAUGGCAGAAGGGGAAUGAGAGUCCACUUGGAGUGUGUGAAACGCCACUAUGGAAGCCAAGGAGAAAACUGACACCAAGCUUUACUCCUGAGACCUGCUGUAAGAUAGGCAGUAAGAGCAGUUGCUAUGAAAUCUGCACUUAUGGUGAUGUCAUGCAAGUGCUGGAAAUUCAGGAGCAUUCUGGCAGAACAAUGGUCAAAGGCCCAGAGCAGAAGGGUGUCAAAAUACCACCUGCAAAGUAUACCCCCUCCUCAAACCCAGGCAGAUGGCUGGUAUGUGUGGGUUUGCUGGCUUACAGCUUCUUUGUGCUACCACUGUCUUCCUACGUGACAGGAUUGUCUCUAGGACUGGCUUGUGGAUUCAUGCUAGGCCUGAUAAUGGUAAUGAUGCUAGCACCACAGCGACCUGCUGCUUCUGAGAUGCCCAUCUCUUUCCCUACUGACAGCCUGCUGAUGGAGUCAAUAGGAACUGUGCUGAGAGAGACAACAAAGAGAGAGCUCCAGGGCUGGAUGAAUGAGAUGUACAGUUAUGACCCAGAGACAUAUCACCCCUCUUUGUGCCACUCUGUCUAUGUCACUUUGGAUGGAUGUCAUCUACGCCUGGCAUACCCACGGGUCAACAUCCCACGGCAAGCCACCUUCAAUGAGCCCACCCAUGACACUACAUUUGUGCGCACACGCUGUUUCCAGCUAUCCAAUAGCAAGGUGUCUCUGGUGCCGGCAAUCUUGGCCAAAAAGAGGGUCUGGAAUAGGAAAUAUCCUAUCUGCAUUAUGCUGGCUGAAGAAGAGCAGUGUGUAGAAGAAGAGCAAGUCAGUGAGGCAGCAGAGGCAAAGAGGGAAAGAGCAGAAAAACUCAAACAGCUGAAGAAGGAAGCAGACCAGACCACCACUCUGUACCUGUUUGGGCGUACUGGAAGAGAGAAAGAGGAAUGGUACCAGCACUUCCUGUUAGCUUCAAAAACCGAGAUCUACAGGGAAAAGUCAAAGUCAGAGGAGUGUAGUGCUGGAGGUUCUAGUCAAGGCAGCAAUGAUAACCUGGCCUCAAUGCUGGGUCUAAGAGAGCUGGCUGGCUCAAUGAAAGAAAAGAUUCUGAUGGACUACAACUCCUACAUGGAUCGCUUCAUUACAUCAGAUAGCUGUAGCCUCACGCCCAGCCCCUGUCACAGUGAGCCAGGCAGCCCUACUGACACAAAGAGGUUCUCCAGUGAUCCGGUAGCAGGGUGUGGAGAUCCGGCCUGGCUCAAUGCCGUGAUUGGGAGGAUCUUUUGGGAUUUCUUGCAAGAGAAGUACUGGGCUGAUCAGGUGGCACACAAGAUCCAGAAGAAGCUGAGCAAGAUUAGGUUGCCCUACUUCAUGAAUGAGCUGACGCUAACUGAACUGGACUUGGGCACAUGCCUGCCACAGGUGUUGAGUACAUCCAGACCUUCAGUGGAUCACAGAGGUCUGUGGCUGGAGCUGGAGGUUUUGUAUACCGGCUCUCUGCACAUGACUCUGGAGACUAAGAUGAAUCUGUGCAAGCUCGGCAGAGAGAGCUGCUCUGAGACUUACAGUAUCACUGAACCCAGCAGAACUGUGGGCACAAAGCCCAGGGUGUGUGUCAUUGCUGAUAGUGAUGAAGAGUCAUCCAGCGCAGGCUCAUCCGACGAAGAGGAGCUGAUGUCCUCUGAGCCCCAAGGACCUCUGGGAGAUAAGAGUAUACACUCUGGGACUGAGGGGCAUGGUGGAGGCAGCACAAGCAGGAAAAUUCUGCGUUUUGUGGACAAAAUUGCCAAAUCAAAGUAUUUCCAGAAAGCCACAGAAAACGAGUACAUCAAAAAGAAAAUUGCCGAAGUCUCCAAUACUCCCCUGCUGCUUAGCGUUGAAGUGCUGGAACUCUCAGGAACUCUAGCUGUCAACAUCCCACCACCCCCUACUGACCGAAUCUGGUACAGUUUCCGUGUUCCACCAAGGCUAGAUCUGCGAGUGAAACCCAUGCUGGGUGAGAGAGAGGUCACAUUCACUCAUGUCACUGAGUGGAUAGAGAGGAAACUGCAGUGUGAAUUUCAGAAAUUUUUCGUAAUGCCCAACAUGGAUGACCUGUACCUGCCUCUUAUGUCUUCUGGGAUGGACAAUACUGACAUGUCUCAGAAUUUCUCAGGGGAAAGCCAGAAUCAACAGGAGUGUGGGAGCUCAGAGUAAGACACGGACAUGAAGGACAAAGAGGAAAAAAGCGAAAAUGUUCAAACUGUAAUGUGUGUGCCGUAUGUACAAUAUUCCAGGCACAUGAAUGGAGAAAUUGCUGCAGCUGGCUGAUUGUGUGUGGACAAAUAUGAGCUAUGUUGAGGCCCUUGAAAGUUCUAGGGGAAACAUAUACUAAUCAGAUGGAAAAAAAAACCCUGCUGAUUGUAGAGUGCUGUUUUUUAUGAAAAAAAAAUAUUAUUACCAUAAAUUAUUCCCACCUAAUUUUGACAUCAGAGCUGGGAAUAAAAUAAGGAAAGGAUAUUACUAUACGUCACACCUCUAACAUCCUGUCAUGUGUUUCCUUUUGACAGAUUCCCACAGCAUUUCUUUUUCUAUAGUGCAAUAUUACAUAUUUUUAAAUUUACAUUUCUGUAUGUUUUUAUUUUUUAACUAUUUUUAAAUAACAUGCUACUCAUAAUUUAACAACAAGAAGAAGAACAGAAAAUGUGAGCUGGGGAGCAGAUUGAUGUAUUAAAUAUGUGUUUUAGCCCUGCAUGUGAAACUAUAUACAGAAUUCAGAAUAUCAGGACCGUAAAAGACCUUAAAGGAAGCCUUUUAUUAUUCAUUCAUGAAUGCUUAUUAGUAGAGGAAAGGCAAAGCAUGUCACAAAGUCUCCUCGGCAGGCUCAGAUGCUUUUCUCAGCAGGUGUUUCUUCUGAGGGCCCUGAAGGAGGAAGAGAAAAUAGAGGAUGAUCACAGGGACCACAGUGUUGUUUUGUCUUUAAAUACAUCAAGAUCUCUGUUUAUUUGAAUGGUAGACUAUAUUUACUUGAAUUUAUUUACAGCUGCACUGAGGUUAUUAAUCAUAAAUCCUAAUUGACACUGUAACAAUUGCCUGGUUUAUGGUUUUUAAUUACCAUGAAGGCAAACUUCUCCUGAGCUGUCUGGAAGCGGCCAUGACCAAACUUGGACGUGGUGUCGAUAAAUUUGAGGUCAAUAGAUUCCUUGUACUUGCGUGUGGUUUGCACAAGCAGGGACUAAAACACAAACAGGUAAAAGUCAUAUCAUGUAAGGAGUAAAGCAUGAUGGAAUGUGGCUUACUUUCCCAAUAACGGCAUGUUUCAUAGUGUUCUAUUCCUCACAGCUUUUACUACAUAUCAUAUUUUAAUUCAUUCACCGUUACAUUUAAAGUUGUGGAAUGUCCAGAAAGAGCAGUCAUUCAUAUUAAAAGAAAGUAGCUGGUCAGUGGUUAAGUGGUCGGUCUACUGAUGGGAUGAUUGCAAGUUCAAUCCCAGGACCACCAAGUUGCAACCACUGGGCCCCUGAGCAAGGCCCUUAACCCAUAACUGCCCAGGUGUAUAAAUGAGAUCAAUUACUCUGAAUAAGGCGGUCUGCCAAAUUCUGUAAAUGCACUGCUACUUAGGAUUCAUUCCAAAACGCUAAAUAAAUGC
Messenger RNA from Hemibagrus wyckioides, 5133 nucleotides. RefSeq names its product testis-expressed protein 2-like. Lineage: Eukaryota; Metazoa; Chordata; Actinopteri; Siluriformes; Bagridae. The transcript is spliced from 14 exons. Gene Ontology annotation, cellular component: endoplasmic reticulum. The coding region runs from base 855 to 3701 and encodes 948 amino acids. Gene Ontology annotation, molecular function: lipid binding. The record is from RefSeq and is a predicted model, not a curated record.